Zea mays is the source of this 1583-nucleotide messenger RNA. Its product is annotated as MYBR84. The record is from RefSeq and is a predicted model, not a curated record. NCBI's taxonomy places the organism in Eukaryota, Viridiplantae, Streptophyta, Magnoliopsida, Poales, Poaceae. Bases 462 to 1217 code for a protein of 251 amino acids. The transcript is spliced from 6 exons. Gene Ontology annotation, molecular function: DNA binding. Gene Ontology annotation, biological process: response to ethylene; response to gibberellin.
GUGUGGCCUCCCAAUAAAAACGCCACCCCGCCCUCCACUCGCCGGAGCCCGACCGCCGGGAUGCCUCGAGAUUUGCGACCAGCCGGGAUGCGCCUGUUCGGCGUCACCAUCGCGCCGGUGCCUGAGGCGAAUCCUCCGGGACGAAAUCCGAGCCCCAACCCACCCGUGGCUGCCAGGGAGGACGUGAUGCGCAAGUGCAAGAGCAUGGGCAACCUCGCGGCCCUUGGCGCUGGCCUGGACGGUGGAGGAGGAUGCGCGGACGGCGGAGUUGCUGGCGACGGGUACCUCUCCGAUGGCGGGCUGAUGCAGUCGUGCGGAAAGCGGCGGAGGGCGCAGGAGAGGAAGAAAGGAAAGUGGCGGUUGCGAUGUUGAAUUCAGCUAUUUUCCAGUGCUUGGUUUGCUCAUAUACUGUCAACCUGAUGGAACAGCUCUAGUUGAUAACUCAUUUUGGCAUCACACUGAUGCAUGCAGCCCUGUUUGAUGUCAUCAUUUGGCUUUGUACUGUUCCUUGGACUGAAGAGGAGCAUAGAACAUUUCUUGCUGGUCUUGAAAAGCUAGGGAAGGGAGAUUGGAGGGGUAUAGCAAAAAAAUUUGUUACCACCAGAACACCAACUCAAGUUGCAAGUCAUGCUCAGAAAUAUUUUCUUAGACAAACUAAUCCAAAUAAGAAGCGCAGAUCUAGUCUUUUUGACAUGAUGCCCAGAGAGCUGUCACCAACACCAAACUGCCCCGUAUUACCACCAUCCAUGGCAAAAGUACAUGACGUGGUAGCUAUGACGAAACAACUCCAGAAUAGCAACUUGGAAGGAGCCUCAUCUUCCAAUGCAGCUAAUGUAGUAUCUCAAGUAGGAAGAGAUCUCCCCCCAGUUCCGUCUUUUAAGGCAACAAAUAUAGAUUCAAGUUUCAGCAAAUUUAGCCACAUGGAGCGCUACUGGAGAACUCCCUACCCGUCCAGACCAAUUCCUAGAGCCCCUGAAGGGACGUCUUCAUCAACUCCUGUUGCUGCCAGUACAGCUGUUCCAGCCUCCGAAGCUAACCUGACUGCAUAUACUAGCACAUUCUUGAGCCAGCGAGCUGAUACCCCAUCAUUGCCUCCGAAGGGUGAUCCUCCUCCAUCAGAGGAUGAUGAUCUGGAACUGACUGUCGCUCCACCAUCCCAACAGAAUAUGACCAAUAUGUCCUCCCAGAAUGCGGUAGGCGUGAUUCAAGUCAUCUAAGCUAAUUUUUUUUCUCUCUCUAGAAGUUACUGUGGGUAUUUACAGUUCACCGAAUAAGUACUAACAUUCUAUCAGCAAAUACAUCAGUAUAAUAAGAUCAUGAGUGACAAGACACAGUAGAUGUUAAGCGCGUUAAUGUGGGGGGUCUGUUGUGCAUCUGCAUCCCCUUUUCACUUGUGUUGGUACUUAUCUAGGGAUUGGUGCAAGCUUAGCCGAUUGUUUUCACUGCACUUGUGUUGCUAAUUAUCUUGUGUACAUGCAUGGUUCUCUCUACAUUAGGCCCAGACAGAAGGCAUCUCACAUUAUGAUAUUGAAUAUUAUCAAUGGGGGGAAACAGAAUGUUGGCUGGCACUGCCACCAUUAUUA